GGAUCAUCCGGUCUCAGUUGGGAAGCACCACAGCGAAGGAGAGCAGCGUAGCAUCUGAUCCUCUGUCGUUCUGUCCUGGCACUCGACCACCAUGUCUUACGCCGGGUCUUAUGCGGCCAAAUCCUACGCGGAUAAGUCUUACGCGGACAAAUCGUACAGGGACAGCGCGUACACGGGAUACGCGGACGAGAAGUCGGCGAAAGAGGCGUACGACGAGCAGCUGAAGAUCGGGGUCGCCGCCGUCACGGGCCUCCCCAUGUGGAAGGUCACGGCGUUCAUCCAGGAGAACAUCAUCGUCAUGGAGACGCGCUGGGAGGGAUUGUGGAUGAACUGCUUCCGGCAGGCCAACAUCCGAAUGCAGUGCAAGGUCUACGAUUCUCUGCUGUUCCUCCCGGCCGACCUCCAGGCCGCCAGGGGCCUCAUGUGCUGCUCCGUCGCUUUGACCACCUUCGCCUGCAUCAUGUCGGCCAUCGGGAUGCGCUGCACCCGUCUGGUCGACUCCCGUCCCAAAACCAAGCACAUUGUUUUGGUGAGCGGAGGGUGCUUGUUUUUGGCCGGCUGCUUGACCACCAUCAUCCCCGUGUCUUGGACGGCUCACGUGAUCAUCCAGGACUUCUACAACCCGCUGCUGAUCGACGCCCAACGUAGAGAGCUGGGAGAGGCUUUGUACAUUGGAUGGGUCACUUCGGCUUUGCUUUUCUGCGCCGGGGUGAUUCUGCUCUGUCGACAUGCGCCGCGGACUCAAGAUAAAGAGGACAUGACUGCAGUUCUGUAUCGGGCCGGAUCGGCUCCGUAUAACUACUCCUACGGGCCCGGAUACGGAUACCAGCCUGCGUACGGAUACCAGCCCGCGUAUCAACCAGCCUAUUCCCCUGUCCCGACAGUUUAUAACCCUCCGAGAUACUGAGACACACAGUGAGUGCUGUGCUUUACCACUAAAAUCAGUCUCCAAUAAAGAAGCUGAGUUGGGAACAAUCUGCAUUAGGAAUCAGAAGAAAGCAGGACUGAUGGAGGCUAAAUUGAUUAAACAUGACUGUAUAUGUGACUGUUAGUUUUUAUAUACUUGAUUUGAAUGCAUUUCCUUCUUGUCUGAAUGACUCUCUGUAAUUUGCACAGACAUAAUAGAAAAAGAGAAACAGCAACGUGUGGAAUAUUUCCACACAGCAUUUAACUGCGUAUGCGUGACUUAAUGUUGGCUCUUUGGUAGGAUUGUGUUUGUUUUCCAUUUUUAAAGCACUGGUUUGAUUUUAAUUAUAUUAAAUAAAUGUGUGAAAAUGACUA
Puntigrus tetrazona (Sumatra barb) is the source of this 1281-nucleotide messenger RNA. RefSeq names its product claudin-4-like. The transcript is spliced from 2 exons. Gene Ontology annotation, biological process: cell adhesion; bicellular tight junction assembly. Gene Ontology annotation, molecular function: structural molecule activity. The record is from RefSeq and is a predicted model, not a curated record. Bases 92 to 907 code for a protein of 271 amino acids. NCBI's taxonomy places the organism in Eukaryota, Metazoa, Chordata, Actinopteri, Cypriniformes, Cyprinidae. Gene Ontology annotation, cellular component: plasma membrane; bicellular tight junction.